This is a messenger RNA of Populus euphratica (Euphrates poplar), 3887 nucleotides long. Its product is annotated as C2 and GRAM domain-containing protein At1g03370-like. The coding region runs from base 575 to 3634 and encodes 1019 amino acids. Lineage: Eukaryota; Viridiplantae; Streptophyta; Magnoliopsida; Malpighiales; Salicaceae. The record is from RefSeq and is a predicted model, not a curated record. The transcript has 9 exons.
UCUUCUUUCUUUAAUUUUCCUUUUGGGGUUUAUCUUUCUUGCCAAAAUAAAUAAUCUUUUGCUUAUUUCAAUUCAUUUAUCUCUCCGUUUGUUUUCGGCCAUUGUUUGUUUCUGUUAUUAUUUUUGUUCAUUUUAAUUACCCUUUUAAUCUCCUUGAUUUCUGGUUUUAUUUUUGUUCAUUUUAAUUAUCCUGCUAAUCACAUUGGUUUCUCUUCUGUUUCCUUAUCAGAUCAUAGUUAUCACAAGAUUUCUUAAUUUCUUUUUCUUUAAGAAAACUUCCAGUCUUGAUACAGUUUGUCAUGUUACUUUGGAAAACAAUCCAAGAAGAACCUUUUUGAAGUUUAUCAAUUUCGCUUCAUGUAACAGCUUUUUAAGGAUUUCACGUUAAAAAGAUUUUGGGUUUUGUCUGUUGUUGUUGUUGUCUGAAGUAUGAUGUGGAACUUGUUUGCUGGUUCUUCCAAAUAAGAAGCUCCAAGAAAGACUUGUUCGUGGUGGUGAUAUUAUAUUUUUGGUGCAAAAUAUUAGUGGUUUUGAUCCAGUUUUGGGUAAAGCUUAAGCCUUUUGGUUGUAUACUAUGGGAGGAUUGAGGCUUUUUGUUCGUGUGAUAGAGGCAAGGAAUUUGCCACCAACGGAUCCAAAUGGCCUAAGUGAUCCAUAUGCCAAGUUGCGGUUAGGGAAGCAGAAGUGCAAGACCAAAGUGGUGAAGAAGAACUUGAACCCAAGUUGGGAAGAAGAGUUCAGUUUUAAAGUGGGGGACUUGAAUGAGGAUCUUGUAGUGUGUGUAUUAGAUGAAGACAAGUUCUUUAAUGACGAUUUUGUUGGGCUGAUUAAGGUUCCUGUAUCGCGAGUUUUUGAUGCGGAAGAUAAGUCUCUUGGCACUGCUUGGUACUCUCUGCAACCCAAAAACAAGAAGUCUAAGAUCAAGGAAUGUGGUGAAAUUCUUUUAAGUAUAUGUGUUUCUCAAUCUAUUCCUGAAUUGAACUGCAAUGGUUCGAGGAAGAAUGUGGACAUAAUGCAAUCUCCGUCUAGGUCAUUUAAUGGGAUGACCAACUCUUCUUCAGCUAGAUCAGAAGAAACUGCUUCAUCUAAAGAAGACAAGUUUUUUGCACAGAAAAAUUUAGCUGGGAGAAUUGCUCAAAUAUUUAACAAAAAUUCAGAUGCGAUUUCAGCCACUACAAGUAGAAGCACUGAAAUUUCAGAGCAAUCAGAAACUGAUGGAUCUGAGGUUUGUGAUGAUAAGGCCGAGGACCAGUCCUCUUCUGUCAACUUUGAAGAACUUAUGAAAGAGAUGAAAUCUAGAGAUGUAGGAAGUGAAGUUCCAAAGAACCUACCAGGAGGAGUCCUUGUGGAUCAAUCGUAUUUGAUUGCAACCCCAGAUUUAAACUCUCUUUUGUUUUCACCUGAUUCGAGUUUUGCCAGAUCAUUGCCAGACUUCCUGGGAAAUUCAGAACAGCAAUUUGGUCCUUGGAAAUUUGAGAAUGGUAGUGAGAGCUUGAAAAGAGUAAUUACUUAUGUUAGGGCACCAUCCAAGUUAGUUGGUGCUGUGAAAGCUAGUGAGGACCAGAUUUAUGUGAAAGUAGAUGGGAAGACAUUUGCUAUUUUGAAUUGUGUGAGCACUCCGGAUGUUAUGUAUGGGAGCACCUUUAAAGUCGAAUUGCUUUACUGCAUUACACCUGGUCCUGAGUUGCCAUCAGGAGAGGAAACUUCACAUUUGGUUAUAUCCUGGCGCAUGAAUUUUUUACAGAGUACCAUGUUUAAAAGCAUGAUAGAAAAUGGAGCCCGUGCAGGUCUAAAGGACAGUUUUGAGCUAUUUUCAACGUUUUUAUCUCAAAAUGUUAAGCCAGUUGAUUUGAAGGACGUGGGAUCCAGUAAGGAACAGGUUCUGGCUUCAUUGAAGGCAGAACCCCAAUCAGACAGGAAGCUGGCUGUACGGUAUUUUGGUAACUUUACUGUAGUUUCUGCGUUUUUUAUGGGACUGUAUGUGUUUGUGCACAUCUGGCUAGCUGCACCAAAUGCAAUUCAAGGGCUCGAGUUUCUCGGGCUUGACUUGCCAGAUUCAAUUGGUGAAGUCCUUGUAUGUAGUGUCCUGGCUCUUCAGUGUGAAAGGGUGUUAGGGUUACUUUCACGCUUCAUGCAGGCUAGAGCUCAAAAGGGCACUGAUCAUGGAGUCAAAGCACAAGGAGAUGGCUGGCUGCUUACAGUUGCCUUGAUCGAGGGAAGUCAUUUGCCUACUGUUGAUUCAAGUGGCUUCUGCGACCCAUACGUGGUAUUCACCUGCAAUGGGAAAACUAAAACAAGCUCUAUCAAGUUUCAGAAAUCUGAUCCUCUGUGGAAUGAAAUAUUCGAAUUUGAUGCCAUGGAUGACCCUCCUUCUGUGCUGGAUGUGGAUGUUUAUGAUUUUGAUGGACCUUUUGAUGAAGCCAUGUCCUUGGGACAUACAGAGAUUAAUUUUGUAAAAUCUAAUUUAUCAGAUUUAGCUGAUGUGUGGGUUCCUCUUCAAGGAAAGUUAGCACAAGCAUGUCAGUCUAAGCUGCACUUAAGGAUUUUCUUGAACAAUACGAGAGGUAGCAAUGUUGUUAAAGAGUACUUAAGUAAGAUGGAGAAAGAGGUGGGGAAGAAGAUAAAUGUGCGUUCUCCUCAAACAAAUUCAGCCUUCCAAAAGGUUUUUGGGCUUCCACCAGAGGAAUUCCUAAUCAAUGACUUCACCUGUCACUUGAAACGAAAGAUGCCAUUACAGGGUCGGCUGUUUCUGUCAGCAAGAAUAAUUGGAUUCUAUGCAAAUUUAUUUCGGCAAAAGACUAAAUUUUUCUUUCUUUGGGAGGACAUAGAGGACAUUCAAAUUUAUACUCCUACUCUAUCAUCAAUGGGUAGUCCAGUUAUUGUUAUAACUCUUCGACAAGGCAGGGGUAUGGACGCCAGGCAUGGAGCAAAGAAUAUUGAUGAUGAAGGGAGGCUGAAGUUCCAUUUCCAAUCUUUUGUAUCUUUUAAUGUAGCACAUAGGACAAUCAUGGCAUUGUGGAAGGCCAGAUCAUUGAGUCUUGAACAGAAGGUGCAAAUAGUUGAAGAAGAUUCAGAAACCAAAAUUCUUCAAACGGAGGAGAGUGGGUCUUUCUUGGGUCUUGAGGAAGUCAGCAUGUCUGAGGUUUAUGCUGCUUCAUUUUCUGUCCCUACCAAUUUCGUAAUGGAGAUGUUUGGUGGGGGUGAAUUGGAUCGUAAAGUGAUGGAGAAAGCUGGUUGUCUUAGCUAUUCUUACACGCCAUGGGAAUCGGUGAAGACUGAUGUACAUGAGAGGCAAAUAUACUACAGAUUUGAUAAGCGUGUAUCUCGUUUUGGAGGAGAUGUCACAAGUACACAGCAGAAAUACCCCCUCUCUGAUAGGAAAGGUUGGCUUGUCGAAGAGGUUAUGACUCUUCAUGGAGUUCCACUGGGUGACUAUUUUAAUCUUCACCUGAGAUAUCAAGUUGAGGAUUUUCCCUCAAGACUGAAAGGCUGUCAUGUGCGUGUAUCCAUUGGAGUUGCAUGGCUGAAAAGCACCCGGCAUCAAAAAAGGAUUUCAAAGAACAUUCUCUCAAAUCUGCAAGAUCGCCUGAAGGUGAUUUUUAGUCUAGUCGAGAAGGAGUUUGUGAAUAGAUAAUGAAUGGUUUUCAGGCUACUUCUGUGUAUUUUGUGCGACGGGCUUAGUUGGAGAUGGCUGAUUGUUUGCAUACAUAUAUAUAUAUACACCUUCAGCAGCAAACCAACACACGCUGUCCAUUCAUCAGGGCAUUGCCAUCGGUCUAGAGAUUGUGUGUAUUAAAAAGCUAUAAAUUAUUAGUUAAAACAAAACACGUGGAAAAGGUUGUAAUCUCUAAAUUAGUGAUUCCCGUGCUGACACGCAGUCGCUGUUA